Messenger RNA from Chanos chanos (milkfish), 1074 nucleotides. RefSeq names its product wingless-type MMTV integration site family, member 6a (gene wnt6a). Gene Ontology annotation, molecular function: cytokine activity; frizzled binding. Lineage: Eukaryota; Metazoa; Chordata; Actinopteri; Gonorynchiformes; Chanidae. The transcript is spliced from 4 exons. The record is from RefSeq and is a predicted model, not a curated record. The coding region runs from base 1 to 1074 and encodes 357 amino acids. Gene Ontology annotation, biological process: multicellular organism development; canonical Wnt signaling pathway; neuron differentiation. Gene Ontology annotation, cellular component: extracellular region.
AUGCUUCUGCGUCAGAUCCAUUUGAUUCUUGUGUUCAUACUCCUGGAUCCGGUCAACAUUUUCCGGCUAUGGUGGCUGAAGGGAAAUCCUCUGCUCAUGGACCCUAACAGUAUCUGUAGGAAGACAAGGCGUCUGGGGCUGAGGCAGGCAGAGCUGUGUCAGUCCCAGCCUGAAAUCGUGCAUGAGGUGGCCAAAGGAGCCAGGCUGGCCAUACGAGAGUGUCAGCACCAGCUCCGCCUCCACCACUGGAACUGUACCAGCCAGAGAAAGAGUCUGGGCAAGAUCUUACAGCAAGAUAUCCGUGAGACCGCCUUUGUCAACGCCAUCACUGCUGCGGGAGUGGUCCAUGCGGUUACACAGGCCUGCAGCCAGGGGGAGCUGUUGCAGUGCGGCUGCGUGACCGCCCACGGGUCCCCCGCGGACGCCUUGGCGCUCGAGAGGCACGGCCAGGUCCCGAAGACCCAGGACGGACGCUGGGAGUGGGGCGGCUGCGGGGACGACGUGGACUUCGGCUACGAGAAGUCGCGACAGUUCGUGGAUUCCAGGAGGAGGAGGGGCAAGAGCGACAUCAGAACCCUGAUUGACCUUCACAACAACGAAGCAGGGAGACUGGUGGUAAAAAACAACAUGCGGAUGGAGUGUAAGUGCCACGGUCUCUCCGGUUCCUGCAGUCUGAGGAGCUGCUGGAGGAAGAUGCCGCUGUUCCGGGAAGUCGGUAACCACCUCAUGCAGAGCUUCCGCACGGCCGUCCGCGUGAUGGGGGGAAACGACGGCAAAUCCCUCAUUCCGGUAGGCGACGACAUCACCCCUCUGGACGCUAGCAGCCUCAUCUACUCUGCCGAGUCACCUGACUUCUGCCUGGCCAACCGCAGGGCAGGCUCGGACGGGACGAGAGGUCGUUUGUGCAGCAGUUCAGAGACGGGCCCGGGCAGCUGUCAGUCACUGUGCUGUGGGCGGGGUCAUGCAGACCAAACGUUGGAGUAUGAGGAUAACUGUACAUGCCAGUUUCACUGGUGUUGUGUAGUGCAAUGCCAAAGAUGCACAGUGAAAAAAAAUGUCAGCAUUUGUCUUUAG